GUUUCAAUUCUAUUUCUCUCCUUUUUUCUCUCAGUGAAUGAAGUUGCAGUUUACAGUCUGCAGGCUCCAGAGCCAAGGAACAGAGCUGAGUUUUUAAAAUAUUCCUGUCAGCUCACACUGGACCCCAACACAGCGCAUAGAGAGCUCAGUCUGUCUGAAGGGAACAGAAAGGUGACACGGAGGAUAGAGACCCAGCGAUCUGCUGAUGAUCACCCAGAGAGAUUUAAUAUGUGGCCCCAAGUGCUUUGCAGAGAGGGUUUGUCUGGGACUCGCUGUUACUGGGAGAUUGAGUGGAGUGGGGGAGGGGCUUCUAUAGGAGUCACAUAUAAAGGAAUCAGCAGGAAAGGAAGGGAUCAUUCCUGUGUUCUUGGAUUCAAUGACAAGUCCUGGAGUUUGUUCUGCUCUGAUUCCAGUUACACUGCCUGGCACAAUAACAAUGAAACUGCAAUAACUGCCCCCCUCUCCCCCAGAAUAGGAGUGUAUCUGGACUUUAAUGCCGGCACUCUGUCCUUUUAUGGCGUCUCUGACACAAUGACCCUCCUGCACAGAUUCCAAACCACAUUCACUGAGCCGCUCUAUCCUGGGUUUUGGCUUUGGUUUUAUGAUUCCAGUGUAACAAUCUGCCAGCUGAACUAGACUGUCUUGUGUUGUAAGAAACCCUUUGUAUUGAACUCCCUGUCUGUCCUCUCCACUCCUCGGCUGAAGGGAAUGUUCAAUCUGACACCACUUUGGAUGAAAGUUAGGG
Molecule: messenger RNA, 745 nt
Organism: Polyodon spathula (Mississippi paddlefish)
Lineage: Eukaryota; Metazoa; Chordata; Actinopteri; Acipenseriformes; Polyodontidae
Product: tripartite motif-containing protein 16-like
Exons: 2
Molecular function (GO): protein binding
Source: RefSeq, a predicted model, not a curated record